Messenger RNA from Ananas comosus (pineapple), 1204 nucleotides. RefSeq names its product probable 2-carboxy-D-arabinitol-1-phosphatase. The transcript has 8 exons. The record is from RefSeq and is a predicted model, not a curated record. Gene Ontology annotation, cellular component: cytosol. The coding region runs from base 94 to 1032 and encodes 312 amino acids. NCBI's taxonomy places the organism in Eukaryota, Viridiplantae, Streptophyta, Magnoliopsida, Poales, Bromeliaceae. Gene Ontology annotation, molecular function: fructose-2,6-bisphosphate 2-phosphatase activity. Gene Ontology annotation, biological process: regulation of pentose-phosphate shunt; negative regulation of glycolytic process; negative regulation of programmed cell death.
GGGGAUAUCCGUGAUUCCAGCUGAAAUGUGCCCUAUCUUUCUAAAGAAACAGCGGAGGAAUUAGUGGCCAGCGGAAAGCGCUGGGACUUUGGAAUGGGUGGCGCUUCGUUGGUGGCAGCAGCGGCACCGCCGCCGCCGGGCAUCCUCGCUAUCCGCAACUUGAAGCCUCUCGGCGUCCGGCGGCUCUUCUCCUUUUCUUGCUCCAACUCCUACCCGCCCAACUGCUCCGGCAAACAAAGAAAUCUCAUAACCCUAGUCCAUUGUAGUAUCAACAAUGUAUCCACGGAGAUCAUCAACAAUGUAUCCACAGAGAGCCCACCAGAAAGCGAAGUUUCGAUGACUGGUGCUGCUUAUGACUUCAAAGGAGCAACAACCUCACUUACAAAUGAGCUCUUGUCUUCUGCGAAGAAGGUUACUCUUGUGAGACAUGGAUUGAGCUCCUGGAAUGAGGAAAGUCGUGUUCAGGGAAGUUCAGAUUUGUCCAUAUUAACAGAAACUGGAGCCAUGCAAGCUGAGAGAUGCUGUAAUGCAUUGAUCAAUAUGAACUUUGACAUCUGCUUCUCUAGUCCUAUCUCAAGAGCAAAGUCUACUGCUGAACUUAUAUGGCAUGGACGCGAGCAACCACUAAUUUUUCUUGAUUCAUUGAAAGAGGCACAUCUAUUUUUUCUCGAAGGCAUGACAAAUGCGGAUGCUAAGAAGAAAUACCCAGAAUUGUAUACCAAAUGGAGAGAAGAUCCUGCUAAUUUUCAUGUCGAAGGUGUUUAUCCUAUACGAAGGUUGUGGGGAACUGCAAGAGAAGCUUGGAAAGAAAUUUUGUUCUCACCGGGAGAGAGCUUUUUGGUAGUUACUCAUAAGUCCAUUUUGCGAGCCCUCAUCUGUACAGCUCUUGGACUAGGUCCAGAGAGGUUUCGAUCCAUCGAUGUGAAUAAUGGCGGCAUUUCUACUUUUACUAUCAACAAACGGGGAGAAGCUAUGCUUCAAUCCCUGAAUAUGACAGCCCAUAUGUAUAGCAAUCAUGUGUAUCAAUUCUAGAGUGAUUUUGUAUGUUUGAAGUCUCUUUACAUAUCAAGUUAUUCUUUGUAUGCCAGAAAUUUUAAUCAUGGUAAAUAUCAUAACACUGUACAAGAACAAGAUGGCAUUUCCCUAGUGAACUCAGUAAUCACAAUCUACAAAAUUUUCACUCUAGAAGAGAUAUUCCAGCGAA